CAAUAUGUUUGUGUGAAGUCAGACGCUGUUUAUUAAGCAAUAGUGCUUCGAUUUUUGUUUUAUAGUUUGCUAGGCUAAUUAGUAAAUACUUUUCAUUUUUUACCGGCUUUGACUGUGUGAGGUUUGGAUAAUGUGUAUUGACUGUGUCCAGAAAGAGUAUCCCAAUAGGGGGAACACUUGCCUGGAGAAUGGCUCCUUUCUCUUGAAUUAUGUCAGCUGUGCAAAGUGCAGUAAAAGAGAUUUUGUACUAAUUGCAAACCGGCAAGUUGAAGAGGAAGAUGGUGAAGAAGUAAUUACCUAUGAUCAUGUAUGCAAGAACUGUCACCAUGUCAUUGCAAGCCAUGAGUACACAUUUACAGUGGUGGAUGACUACCAGGAAUACACCAUGCUGUGCUUGCUGUGUGGGAAAGCAGAAGAUUGUAUCAGUGUUCUCCCAGAUGAUCCUCGACAGAUGGCUCCUUUGUUCUGAAUGUAUGAUUUCACUGGAAAACUGUUAAAUAGAAAAUUCAUUUUUUACAGUUUCUAAGUACUAAUUAGUAAAGAAAACUAUUUUUAUAUUAUCUUUGUAGUGUAUUCUAAACUGUUAAUUUGGCCUCAUUUAGUAGUUCAGAAAUGAUGCAUAGAUGUGCCAGAAGUGAGACUUCCCCAUAGACUGUUCAGCUUAUAAUUUUAUUUUGCUUAACUACACAAAAUUAAGCAAAAGCUUAGUUCUAACCUUGUAGAAAUGGUUUAAUUUUUACAUUUGUAUUAACUUAUUUGGUAUGCUAUUCGAUGCUGUUUUUUAAAUAAAAGAUAUAUAUUUUAUAAAAUUGAA
Molecule: messenger RNA, 814 nt
Organism: Protopterus annectens (West African lungfish)
Lineage: Eukaryota; Metazoa; Chordata; Ceratodontiformes; Protopteridae
Gene: CHURC1
Product: churchill domain containing 1
Exons: 4
Coding region: 131-469 (112 amino acids)
Biological process (GO): multicellular organism development; positive regulation of DNA-templated transcription; fibroblast growth factor receptor signaling pathway
Molecular function (GO): zinc ion binding
Source: RefSeq, a predicted model, not a curated record